GCGCUGGAGACUGACAGCAGAAGGAAUCCUGGCAGGUCUGUCCUGUUUGAUCAUAGAAACCUUACCGAGGAGCUACCAAGAGUGAUUUCUAUCAGUCACAAACACCUCAUGACUCAAAGAGCUUUCUUCAAGGUGAGAGACGUCUUCCAUAAGUUACAUUGUGUGAAGGUUCUGAGCAUAACGGGUGCCACCAGCUGUUAGUCUGGGGCUCACUCCUGCGCUGGUAUCUCGCUGUGCCCUCCAACCCCUGGACACUGGUCUUGGUUUUGAGAUAUUAUGUCAAAGGUAUUGUCUGUCUCUGUUGUUGUCUCGCAGCAAUUUUCUGCAACUGUUAAUUUCUCCAAACUGUUGUAUAAUCCUGGUCAGUCAGAUGACCCACAGUAUGCCAUGAGCUGUCUUGAAGAUAUUUUCAGUAAGUUGUGUAACUGUAUUGUUGUUGUACCAAAGAAAACAGUCUUUACCAUGUGAAAACCUGAACUGCUCUUUUUGUGCUUAAAAAAAAAACCGUGAAAGAAAAGAAAAAACACUACAAAUUCAAUAAGCACAUCAAACUGUCUAUAGAAUAUUCCUAUAAACAUUUUCUAAAAACUGUGGUCAUCACUGGAAAUAGUAACUUGCAAGAUUCAGUACACUGACAGUAACUGCAAAUUAAGACAACUCCACUCAAAAAGCAAGCUAGCGGCUUUCCAAAAUGCACCAGGAAUGUGGUAUACAACCAUGUCAUUGGACUCGAACUGUAUUUUUCUCUGAGCACAGUAUUACAGUUCUUCUUAAUAAUGUAAGGAGGAUGAUUCCAGAAGGUUCUUCUUGCAAAACAAUACAUGUAGUCCAAAUAUCAUGUAAGAAUUUACUUCAACACAGAAAGAAAACCACACCACUCAUCCUUACCCUAGAACUGUACAGAACAUCCUUAAGUGCUUACGAAGUACUCUGGAAGAACAUUCUGUCUUGAAAUAACUGUUUGCAGAACUGACUCUUCACAGGAUUGAUCCCAGUCCUUCAACCUCCCUAUAUUAAUCCAAAACAAACUCCGUGUGGGCCAGGGUUCACCAAAUGGAAAUGGACUUUACCUAACCAAUAAAUGUAAAAUUUAUCAGUGCAUCUUUCUCCCAGGAAAGAAUAACUGAGGUUAAAUAUUUAUGCAUUUGUGUUUAAAAAGCCCUUUCUCCUACAGGCUUGCAAGCAUUUUUUUUUGGCUUUGUAUACUUCCAUAGACUGUAUUGGGUGAGGAGGAUGCUCUGCUGCUGUUGGCUUCCUGACAGUUUCCAGUGUCAUUACCAUGUCAGCCCCUUUCUUUCUGGGGAAAGUUAUUGACAUUAUUUAUACAAAUCCCAGUGAAGAUUUCACCGACAGCCUGACCAGCCUGUGUGCCUUGCUGAGUGGAAUCUUUCUAUGUGGUGCUGCUGCUAAUGCUACUCGUGUCUACCUCAUGCAGACUGCAGGACAAAGAAUUGUGAAACGUUUGAGAGCAACCAUGUUCUCCUCUAUUCUGAAGCAAGAAAUUGCUUUCUUUGACAAGACCAGAACGGGAGAGCUGAUAAACCGCUUAUCUUCAGAUGCAGCCCUCUUGGGCCGUUCAGUGACUGAAAACCUUUCAGAUGGGCUCAGGGCAGGAUCGCAAGUAUCUGUGGGGGUUGGAAUGAUGUUUUUUGUGUCUCCUAGCCUUGCUGCAUUUGUUCUGAGCGUUGUGCCACCCUUGGCUGUCCUGGCCGUGAUUUAUGGAAGGUACUUGAGAAAACUUACUAAAAUGACCCAAGAUUCUCUUGCAGAAGCAACACAGUUAGCUGAAGAGCGUAUUGGAAACAUAAGAACAGUUCGAGCUUUUGGGCAUGAAGUGGCUGAAAUGGGGAAAUAUACAAAGAAAGUUGAUUACGUGCUACAGCUGGCUAAGAAAGAGGCACUCGCUCGGGCAGGCUUCUUUGGAGCAAGUGGCCUUUCUGGAAACUUAAUUGUCCUCUCAGUCUUAUACAAAGGAGGAUUACUAAUGGGCAGUGCCUACAUGACAGUUGGUGAACUCUCAUCUUUCCUAAUGUAUGCUUUCUGGGUUGGAAUAAGCAUUGGAGGUCUAAGUUCCUUUUAUUCUGAGCUAAUGAAAGGACUGGGUGCUGGUGGACGUCUAUGGGAACUUAUUGAAAGGAAGCCCCAGCUUCCAUUUAAUGAGGGAGUCACAUUGGGCAAAGACACAUUCAGAGGUGCUUUGGAAUUCAAGGACGUUGAGUUUGCAUAUCCAACACGUCCAGAAACAUCAAUUUUCAAAGAUUUUAGCCUUUCCAUUCCAGCUGGCUCUGUUAUGGCUCUGGUUGGCUCAAGUGGUACAGGGAAAUCGACUAUUGUAUCCCUUCUGCUGAGGCUGUAUGAUCCUAUCUCAGGUACUAUCACCGUUGAUGGCUUUGAUAUCCGUCAGUUAAAUCCACUGUGGUUCAGAACAAAGAUUGGAACAGUGAGUCAGGAACCAAUUCUGUUCUCCUGUUCCAUUGCUGAAAAUAUUGCCUAUGGUGCAGAGGAUCCUUCUACAGUGACUGCAGAGGAGAUUCACAAAGUUGCUGAAAUAGCUAAUGCUGCUAGUUUUAUCAGAGAUUUUCCAAAGGGGUUCGACACACUAGUUGGAGAAAAAGGCGUUUUGCUUUCAGGUGGACAGAAGCAACGAAUUGCAAUAGCUCGAGCUUUGCUCAAGAAUCCUAAAAUUCUUCUGUUAGAUGAAGCAACAAGUGCUUUGGAUGCUGAGAAUGAGUACCUAGUGCAGGAAGCUCUGGACCGGCUGAUGGAAGGGAGGACAGUCCUAAUAAUUGCUCAUCGUCUGUCGACUAUUCAGAAUGCUGAUUUUGUUGCAGUCCUUGGUGAGGGCAAAAUUCUUGAAUGUGGAAAACAUGAUGAACUACUUGCAAAUCCAAAUGGACUUUUCAGGAAACUAAUGCAGAAACAAGCUUUUCUUCAGAAUAGUGAUGCUUUUGCAUUAGAUUUACAAUCCAUAGAAAAGGGCUCAUUAAAAGAAAAUGUAUGAGAGAAUGUGUGAAUAAUGGAAGCUUACAAACUACAAAGAAUAUAACUUAUGUUUCAGUUAUGUAAAGUAAAUGUUAUAUUUUUCCAAAAUGUACAAAAUAUUCUUUUGAAACUUAAAUGUGUUUAAACUUUUUAUUGAAAGCUUUUUAAUAAUUAUUGCAACUUUUUAAAUUGUCUGUCACAUUGAGACAAUUUCAACGUAUAGAUUUUUCUGCUUUUUGUUGAGACCAUUUAGAAUCUUGUUUGCUGUAAUGCACUGUAUGUUGGUGUGCUGCAUUCCAUAUUUUAAGGGUAAUUAAAUGACAAUCUUAUCAUUUUCAUAUCAUUCUCUUCCCUUUUCAAGGAACAUUUGAUUUCUAUGCUUGUCAGUCAUCUUAAAAUGCACGACACUAAUGUACUCUGAAAUUUCUGACUUCGCCGCUGCACUGUCCUUCCAGUUACCAUUUUGUUCUCAAAUGUGAAAGUUGGUUAUGAUCCCCAUCUACAGUCGCUGUGGAGAAUUACACGAGUACACAUUUUAGAGUUGGAGGAUGAGUAGCAUGAGUUGGAGGAAAGUUCUUUAAAACAAAACCCCAACAACAAAUAACAAAAAAAAAAAAAAGUAACCAAACAAAAAACCUACCUGACUUUACAUAUAAGGACAAAGGAAGUGUAUUAGUAUAUUGUCAGCAUAGGAAACUCUAAAAUUUGCAUGCAUUUUCUUCCCUUCCCCAUUUUCCCAGUUCUUUAGUUUCACUUCUUUUCUAAGUGGAUGUCCAAAAAACCACUCUUACAUAUACAAGUUUUUGUCCUUUCCUAAGGCAUGUGUAAGAUUUUUAUUGUUACUUAAGUUUUCAUUGAUAGAAAUCCCAAGUUUUGCCUAACUGCUUUAUUAGGGACAACUACUAAACUGCCUUCUCAAGAACAGCUAGUAAAGUAAUAGCAUUACAUUAAUCUGAAUAACUGCAGGAGGGUACAUUUGGCAGGAAAGAGUAGGCUUUAUGUUUCUAAUUUAAGAAUCUCUUCCAAUAGAAUCUCUCCAGAGUUUCUGGAAAUGCAAAAACCCACCAGGUAAUAUAAAAAAAAAAAAAAGCUAGACACUUUCUGGGUCACAUUAAAACUAAUCUGUGCUAGGAAAACUUUAUUGGCAAUAGGUGAGAUAUAUGCUGCUGCGCAAGCUAAAAAUGUUUCUCUAAUGUGCCAUUUAUGGCAUUUUGUGGCACAUAGUGAAAAUGCUAAAGAGAUCCCUGUGCUAAGGAAUGAAAAUAAAAUCACACCCACAUGUAAUUUUAUCUUCUGAUAAUAGUUUUACUAGAAGCAGAUACUGUGCUAAAGAUAUGCCAGAAACACCACUGACCCAAUGUUCUCUUUCGGUGUUGACUACCAAGUAUUCUCUUUAGAAUGCGUUUAGAGGGGCUCAGACUUUAAUCCUUACUCAUGUAAUGUCUCCUUACAUGAGAUGCAAUGAGCCUUUUGAUUCAUGUGUAACACAGGUUACAGGAAUUACUUGCAGCUGAACUGAAUGACUGGUUUAUGGCUUUUUUUCUGGCUGUUUUAUGUCUUUUGUUCAUUAGUUGUUCUGGCAGGCAUUGCAAUCCACAGAAAAGUGUGAAAAGCUUCAGAAAAGCUCUAGUCCAUAGCAAGGUGAGUGUCCGUCAUAACAGGUACACUGGAUAACAGACUUUGUUCAGUUCAGAGCCACUCAGUAUUCCGUGGAACAAACCACAGACCUCAACAAGGUGAGAAAACACAGUUUUGUAGUCAUCUGCAAGUAGAAAGCUUUGAUGGACAGCUUCAGAUUUGUGAUUUACACAUGUACAAUAUAUGUGGUGUGUGCACGUGGCAUGCUCUAUGCUUCCACAGCAGCGCUAGUCAACUCUGAAUAUGGUUUAAUUUUGAACUGUAGCUAGCUUAGUGAGGAAAAAGGUGU
Messenger RNA from Strigops habroptila (Kakapo), 4909 nucleotides. RefSeq names its product ATP binding cassette subfamily B member 10 (gene ABCB10). Gene Ontology annotation, biological process: transmembrane transport. The transcript has 14 exons. Gene Ontology annotation, molecular function: ABC-type oligopeptide transporter activity; ATP binding; ATP hydrolysis activity. The record is from RefSeq and is a predicted model, not a curated record. NCBI's taxonomy places the organism in Eukaryota, Metazoa, Chordata, Aves, Psittaciformes, Psittacidae. Bases 1280 to 3001 code for a protein of 573 amino acids. Gene Ontology annotation, cellular component: membrane.